AUGGAGGCUUUCCCCUGGGCGCCGCGCUCGCCCCGCCGCGCCCGCGCCCCCGCGCCCAUGGCGCUCGUGCCCAGCGCCCGUUACGUGAGCGCCCAGGGCCCGGCGCACCCGCAGCCCUUCAGCUCCUGGAACGACUACCUAGGGCUCGCCACGCUCAUCACCAAGGCGGUGGACGGAGAGCCGCGCUUCGGCUGCGCCCGCGCCGAGAACGACGACCACGGCGGCUCCCCAACCUCGUCCUGCUGCUCCCCGCACGCGAGGCCCGGGCCCGGGACGCUGGGGCCGCCCGACUGCUGCGCGCCCGCCGCCGAGGUGACGCCGCGAGAGGAGCGGGGCCCCGCGUGGGCGGCCGAGCCGCGGCUGCAGGCGACCUCGGCUCGGCUCAAGCCCGAGCUGCAGGUGUGCGUGUUCUGCCGGAACAACAAGGAGGCGGUGGCGCUCUACACCACGCACAUCCUCAAGGGCCCCGACGGCCGGGUGCUGUGCCCGGUCCUGCGGCGCUACACGUGCCCCCUGUGCGGCGCCAGCGGCGACAACGCGCACACCAUCAAGUACUGCCCGCUCUCCAAAGUGCCGCCGCCGCGCAGCGCCAGGGACAGCCUAGCGGGCAAGAAGCUGCGCUGAGGGCCCGGCCCCCGACGGCUGCCAGGGUCCGGGCCGCCCCUUCCCCCGGCUGUGGGGAGGCCUGGAGAUCAGCCUGGGGGUAGUCGUGGUUUUGCAGAAGCCGGGGAGGCGGAGCACUUUCCCGCGGAGCGGCUGAGUCUCAACGCUGCAACCUUAAUUUUUGUCUCUGGUUUCUAGUUUGCGCACAUCCGCAUCGGCGAGGGUCGUGCGUGUGUUCCACUAGCUGGAGUGUGGCGGCUGAGAGGCGCUGUUUGUUUACUGUGUACGUCGACCUAUUUUAGGUGCGCGUCAGCACGAAACGGUCUCUAACCUUGGAUGUUUCGUUUUAUGAAUGGAGGCACUUUACCAGGUCUAGAAUAUUUUUAAUAGCUUCUGAACUGAACUUAAAAGUGGCGAUUUUACGGACUGUCGACAAAGUGACUUUUAUUGUUUGAUGCAAUUGACAUUUUUAGUUGUCCUUUCUAAUUACAGGUAAAGCAAGCCUCUGGUAGCCUCAGCGUUAGAAGUGGAGGUUUAGUACACUUUGGGGUUUUAAUUUGGGAGGGUGUUCUCUCCUUGUGGCUUGUUUCUGUACUAGCUGGAGGUAAAGGCACAUUUUGUAGUAGGUAGGAUACAGUUACAGUUCCUCAUCCUUUUACGUACCAGAUAUUCUACCGAACUAGCAAGUAGCCUUUCUCACCAUUAAAAUUGUGCCAAGUCAUAAUUAUAUCGUGUAUACACUUGGAAAUGGUGCUGUUUAAGAGACUUAUGUAUUUAUGCAGUUAACAGUAUAUGAAUUCAUUAAUCUCUCCUGUAACCCCGCUUUGGCAUUUUCUUCCAUGCACCCCGUGUUCCAGUUCUUUACAAAUGUUUGACGCUCCUCAAAAAGAAAAUCAAGAGCAGUGUUAGCUCCCUGGAUGUUCAAUUUCAGGGUUCCUAAAUAGAAAAUGGGAAGCUAACAAUACAACAUAAUAACCCAAGUUCAGGAAGGUUCCACUCUGUGCUGUCUGGCUCCAGGCAUGUAGAAGGUACGCCAGAAUAAACCACUGAAAGGCAGUAACUUUUGGGUUCAACACACUCUCCCUGGUGUUGCCCCUCUUACUGGGAGACCCUGUCUGCUUCCAGAACCUCACCAGCAAGAUGAAACCUGACCUUCAGGCCAAAGUUCCUGCCGCACACCUUCUGGUAUUUGUUGUAAAAAAAUCCUUCACAAUGUUCCACUUACUGCAUAUAGCUACCUACCUGCAAGACCACAGAGACAAAGAUGCAAGUGAAUUAAGAUGAACUCCUCAGAAACACAAAUAACACUAUCUGAAAGUACCAGCAAGAGAUUUGGUCUAAGUACAUAAAGCUUCCAGUAGGCGGAUUUAGCUGAGGUAUUCGGAAUUAGACAGCGUUCAUGUUAAACAGCUAACUUCCUCCCCCAAGAAAUUUAGGUAUAAUAGAGGCAGAGGGUAAAACUCCUGGGUAACUGAGCUCUUUAGUCAAAGGAAGGUCCACCCUACAGGGGGGUAUGGGGUUGGUGGGAAGACACAUUGCAGAUUUGACUGAGCCUAAACUUAAGUAGCUUAAUAAAACCAUGUGUGGUUCCUUGUUAGUGGUGAGGUUUUCAAGUCAACAUGAAUUCCAUUCUCUUCCCAUCGGUGUACCUCCGCAGAGGGGUGACCCAUCCGUGCAUUCUCCAGGCCAAAAAGCAAGAUCAAUUCAUUCAGCUGCUUUGAAUUUUUACCGUCAAAUUUGGCACUUUCCAAGGCAUAGGUGUGUGACUAUCCACUCAGGAUACCAAAGGCUAACUAUGUAUUUGAAUUAAUGCAAAGCAUGGCGUGUCUGAAGCCAUGGUACUGGUGGCUCUGGAAAAUGCCGUCACAUUUACUGGGUAGCCUUUACAUUAACACAAAGUACUCUAGGGUUGAGGAGAAGCUCCUGAACAUGAGCUCUAUCCCCAGCACCCACACUAAAAUCUGGGUGUGGUGUGCCUACAGCCCUGGAGAGUUCAGAGGCCAGCUUAGCCACAUUGGUGAGCCCUUUCUUGAAAACCACUAGGGGCAAUAGCAGGUAGUCUCUGAGAUUGGGGCUAGCCUGGUCUACAUAGCAAGCUCCGUAUCAGCUGGGGCUAUAGAGACCGUCUCAAAAGCAAAACCUAGGCAGGCUGCUCUUGAAGGAGCAUGUGACACCUGAGGCUGACCAAUGAUUUCUACAUGCUUCACACUCUGUGCCCCCAAAGAAGCACCUGUGGUCUCUGCACUGGGAAGCCAGAGACAGGAAGAUCCUUGGGAUCCCUGGGGUUCACUGAUCAGCAGAGCAGGUCUAGCUCCAGGUUUGGUGAAUUUCCAGUUCAUUGAGAUCAUCUCAAAAGAGUGUAACUGAGGACACCUACCAAGUUCUCCACACGUGCACACAGUCUUCUGUACCACACAUUCUCUACCCUAUGCCAAAUCUGAUUUCCUGCUAAGUGGGUAAACUGUUGGUUUACAACGUGAACAGAGUGUAUUGCUAGUUUUCUAUUUGUUAAUCUAAUCUUGGAAUUCAAUGUUAAAUUUUAAGUUUUGCAAACUGUUUAUGACAAAGUUUGGAGCUGUGGUAUGUAGCUCAGAGAGCACUUGCCUAGCAUGUAGUACACCAAGAAAAACUUAUUCCCAAAGUUUAAUACAAAAUUGUAAAAUAGUGUGACAAUACCAAGUCCUUUGUUUAUAUUUGUACAUAUAUAUUAUACACACACCCCUGGCCUAAGCCCCAAAAGUGUACGAGUCCUGUAAAAGCUUUACCAAGGGCAGAGGCACAGGUUGCAUCAUGUAUUAGCCUUUUUUCUGUUCUAACUUGUUAUUUCUUGUGGCUUUUUACUUUUUUGUACUUUAUUUUUCCUACAAAGUCCUUUUUUGGAAACUGGAUAGCUUUGAUUAUUACAUUCAUUAGCUAUAAUUAAACCAAAACUAUGCAUUU
Messenger RNA from Nannospalax galili (Upper Galilee mountains blind mole rat), 3543 nucleotides. RefSeq names its product nanos C2HC-type zinc finger 1 (gene Nanos1). Gene Ontology annotation, cellular component: perinuclear region of cytoplasm. NCBI's taxonomy places the organism in Eukaryota, Metazoa, Chordata, Mammalia, Rodentia, Spalacidae. The record is from RefSeq and is a predicted model, not a curated record. Gene Ontology annotation, biological process: oogenesis; negative regulation of translation. Bases 1 to 624 code for a protein of 207 amino acids. Gene Ontology annotation, molecular function: mRNA binding; zinc ion binding. The transcript is spliced from 2 exons.